GACCUACGGAAACAGAUGCAGGAAGUGGUCCUGCACUCUUACUGUCUCCAGAUCAGCAGGGCCUUUGUCAACAGCCCUCUGAUAAAAGAAAUCGUCCUUUGCCCUGCAGUUUUGUCAGUUCAGCAUUCCGUGGAGGUGAACAUCACAAACAUGGCUGACACAAGUGCACAACCAGCACCGCCGACCAAGCUGACUCAGGUUCAGGAUCAAGUCAAUGAUGUCAAAGUAAUCCUGAAGGACAACAUAAACAAAGUUCUGGAGAGAGGAGAGAAACUAGAUGACCUGAUUGAUAAAACAGAUGACCUCCGGGCAACUGCAGACUCCUUUCAGAGGACAUCCACAAGGGUGGCCAGAAAAUACUGGUGGAAAAACAUAAAGAUGAUGGUAAUCAUAGGUGUGGUCGUGGCGAUCAUCAUCAUCCUCAUCAUUCUGUUUGCCACUGGUGUCAUUCCCACUUAAGCAUCAGGCCAAAACAUUUUAACCAUUUACUCUUCACAAAUGUAAUUGUUUGACUAAACAUAAAUGCAUCUAUUUUGGUUAACUUGUGGGAGCCUGACUUUGUAAUUCAGGCAAGAGAAUGAAGGCAUGGCAUGAAAAUUGGUUUUAUACAUUCCUUGGGUCUUUAGAGUCAUUCCUGUUUUGUUUUUUGUUUUGUUUUUUCAGUUUUUUAAGGUGUUAUUUUGAUAUUCUUCCACAGAUUUUCAAAAGUAAACCAUUGUUUCUUAUUUAAUGCUUUCCCCCAAAUUGGGAAAGCACAAUCCUAUACAGCCACAUUCAAAGCUGCAAUCUCUGCAGGCAGCCAGUGAGGGAGGGUAGACAAGCACACACUCCCCUGCAAAGCAUGUGAUGUCUCCAGCUGCUUCUUUUUCCACUUGCGUUCCACAAGCCAAGCUUGAAAAGACCUGAGUCAGAGGAAGACAUUUCAUUUACAGUUGUAGCAAGAAGACUGUCUGCAUCCAAGCAGCUGGCAGGGGGGUCACAGGGAAGAGAUGAAUCUAGGAUCUUGGGUGAACAAACCUAACCCUGCUACCAGCCACGGUUGGCACUGGAACAGUCAGGAUUUGACCUAAGACCAUGGGGCGCAUCUAUACGCUACAACAGUGCCAUAACCAGUUGAGCCACUUGGCAGCCCCCAUUGUUUCUUUAUUUUAAUGAAAAUUAUUUUUGCAUAUACAAUGUGUUCUUGUCAUUUCAAGUUCAUAAUUAGUCAUACAGAAUGAAACUGACUAAUAAAUUUGAAGGAUACUGAAAUUAAUUUGUAAUACUGCCACAAUUGCUUUGCUACACAUAUAUACUGUAUAGAAUUAAUGUUUCACGAGAAUGACUUCCAAAUAUGGGGAUGAAAAACGGCGACAUUAAUACCAAUAGCAAUGUCCAUAUCUGUAUAAAAAAUGCAAUAAUUUUAGUCAUGAUGGCUAAUUGAAAAAAAAGGAACAGAAAUAAUUAAACUUUUU
This is a messenger RNA of Anguilla anguilla (European eel), 1454 nucleotides long. RefSeq lists its product as uncharacterized. Lineage: Eukaryota; Metazoa; Chordata; Actinopteri; Anguilliformes; Anguillidae. Gene Ontology annotation, biological process: vesicle fusion; vesicle-mediated transport; SNARE complex assembly. Gene Ontology annotation, cellular component: SNARE complex; plasma membrane. Gene Ontology annotation, molecular function: SNAP receptor activity; syntaxin binding. The transcript has 4 exons. The record is from RefSeq and is a predicted model, not a curated record. Bases 16 to 459 code for a protein of 147 amino acids.